CAUUAGCUCCACAUGCUACAUGUGUCGUGGCGCUGCAGGAGCGUGGAUUGGCCGCUGCACUGAAGUCAGGAAGCUCAGUGAGUGUUUUCCUCGAGAUCUGCACAUGACACUUCUGAGAGAGAAGUCACCCGGUGCAGUGCACCUCUUAUUUAAGUCCUGCACUCUCUGCAGCAGACUGAGACGGCAUUCAGUGUUAUCGCUGUUGCAGUAACAUGGCCUCCAGCUCCUUGGGCAGACGACUGGUGGCUUGUCUCCUCAAUGUUUCUGAGGCUCGCAGGAAAGACCUGGUGGAGACUGUGGCCACGGCAGCUUUGUACAACACCGAAGGUGCCAGACGAGAGGGGACCACAGUGCUGAACAUCUUUAAUGAUCAUGACUACAACCGCUCUGUCAUCACCAUUGUGGCCAGCAUUGACUCCAUCAGGGAGGCGGUUCUGUCUGCAUGCGAGAAAGCCUGCGGGCUGAUUGACAUGUGCGCUCACAUAGGUGUCCACCCGUGUAUGGGUGCCGUCGACCUCAUACCCAUCUAUCCAUUGGGGGAGGAGGUGCGAGUGGAGGACUGUGCAAAGGAGGCUCGGGCUGUGGCUCAGGGACUGAUAGAGAGGGUCCAUGGCACCACUGCCUUCCUGUUUGGCUGGGCAGACUCCCCCCUUCAGCGUGGGCUGGCACAGAGGAGGAAGGAGAUGGGCUGGUUCAAGAAGAGGCCUGACUUACAGGCGAUCCAGGUUGACAUGGGGCCGGAGCCAGGGAAAAGAUAUGGCCUCACAGGCGUUGGGGCGGGCCCAUACGUCAUGAACUGCAAUGUCACAAUCAACACCCAGGACAUCGCCAUAGGACGUAGCAUCGCCACAGCGAUCAAAACGUCGACCCCUGGGGGCCUUCCAGGGGUGCAGGUGCUGGCUCUGCCGCAUGAGGGUGCUGUGGAAAUUGCCUGUAAUGUCGAGAGCGUGAAGGGGAGCCCGCCUACUCACGCGAGUGCAGAUGAACCCUGGCCGUCUUUCAACAUUGAAGGACAGCCUUACUAUCAUGCUCCGGCUUCUCUCAUCACGGCGAGGGUCACGGAGCUGGCAGGGAGGCAGGGGGUUGGCACAAAGCACACAGCGCUGGUAGGGUUCACUCCCCAUGAGUGCAGGGGCUUAGCAGAGUUAGCACUGUCUCAAGGGAUUGCUGAAUUCUGGAAAGAGCAGCGAAGGAUCCGUAUGUAAAAACCUUUGCCUGAACCAAUGAAACCUCAAAUAAAGGAGCACAAUCUUU
Messenger RNA from Paralichthys olivaceus (Japanese flounder), 1254 nucleotides. It is a transcript of the gene ftcdnl1, whose product is annotated as formiminotransferase cyclodeaminase N-terminal like 1. Gene Ontology annotation, molecular function: transferase activity; folic acid binding. Lineage: Eukaryota; Metazoa; Chordata; Actinopteri; Pleuronectiformes; Paralichthyidae. The record is from RefSeq and is a predicted model, not a curated record.